Medicago truncatula (barrel medic) is the source of this 2138-nucleotide messenger RNA. RefSeq names its product protein NUCLEAR FUSION DEFECTIVE 4. Gene Ontology annotation, cellular component: membrane. The coding region runs from base 164 to 1957 and encodes 597 amino acids. The record is from RefSeq and is a predicted model, not a curated record. The transcript has a single exon. NCBI's taxonomy places the organism in Eukaryota, Viridiplantae, Streptophyta, Magnoliopsida, Fabales, Fabaceae.
CAUUCUCACUCCACGACAAUAUUGCCUUAUUAAACUUUAGUGAAACGAAUGAUGUUUAAUAUCAUUCUCUAAUAUUGUUUUUGGUCAAGUAUGCCAUUCUCUAACUCAUGAGAAAAGUGGUAUUAGCUAACCUGUAAGCUAUUUGGUGGAGAAGCUGGGAAUAAUGGUAUUUUCAAGAAAUCAACAUGGUUGGGAAAACACCAAAGGCUUCACUCUUCAAGUCCUAACAGGAAGGUGGUUUAUGGUGUUUUCAUCAUUUAUGAUCAUGUCAGUAUCUGGAGCAAGCUACAUGUUUGGUCUAUACUCAAGAGAAAUCAAAUCAGUUUUGGGUUAUGACCAAUCCACUCUCACUCUCUUAAGCUUCUUCAAGGACUUGGGAUCUAACAUAGGCAUUCUCUCAGGCCUACUCAAUGAAAUCACACCUCCUUGGGUUGUCUUAACAAUUGGUGGUCUUCUCAACUUUUUUGGCUAUUUCAUGAUUUGGCUUGCAGUCACAAGAAAAAUCCCAAAACCUCCAAUAUGGAAUAUGUGCUUAUACAUAUUUAUUGGAGCAAAUUCUCAUUGUUCAACCAACACUGGAGCUUUAGUCACCAGUGUAAAGAAUUUCCCUGGUAGUAGAGGUGUUGUCAUAGGCCUUUUGAGUGGUUAUCUUGGUUUGAGUGGAGCUAUCAUUACUCAACUAUACUAUGCCUUCUAUGGAAAUGACUCUAAAUCUUUAAUUUUGCUUAUGGCUUGGUUACCAACUGCUGUAACUUUUGUUUUUAUGCCAGUUAUUAAGCACCAUAAGAGAGCUGAACAACCAAAUGAUUCCAAAGCUUUUUAUAAUUUCCUUUACAUGUCUUUAAUCCUUGCAGGGUUCCUCAUGAUAAUGAUCAUAGUGCAAACAUGUUUCAACUUUACUAAGAGUGAGUAUUAUGUCACUUCCAUUGUGAUGCUUCUCUUGCUCAUCCUCCCUCUUUUUGUUGUUAUUAUGGAAGAACAAAGGAUUUGGAAGAACAAAAAAGAGCAAAUCAAUGGUGAAGAUUCUCCUCCUAAGCCUUUGAAUAUAACCACACAGAUGCCACAGACUCACCAAUCUACAGGAGAGACUACUCAAAAUCAAAAUCAAAAUCAAAAUCAAAAUCAGAAUCAGAAGCAAGUUUCCUCUUGGAGAAACAUACUCUUUCCUCCAAGUAGAGGUGAAGAUCAUACAAUAUUUCAAGCCAUUUUCAGCCUUGACAUGAUGACUCUUUUUGUAGCCACAAUAUGUGGACUUGGUGGAACUCUUACUGUGGUAAAUAACUUGAGUCAAAUUGGACUAUCUUUAGGAUAUCCUGCACAUAGUAUAACCACAUUUGUGUCCUUAAUGGCAAUUUGGAUCUAUCUAGGUAAAGUUACACAAGGGGUUAUUUCAGAAUUUAUCAUAACAAAGUUAAAACUCCCUAGACCACUCAUGCUCACAUCAAUCCUUAUAUUCUCUUGUUUAGGUCACCUUCUAAUUGCAUUUAAUGUCCCAAAUGGUCUUUAUGUAGCAUCAAUUAUUAUUGGUUUCUGCUUUGGUGCAAAUUGGCCAGUACUAUUUUCAAUCAUAUCUGAACUCUUUGGUCUUAAAUAUUACUCAACAUUGUACAAUGUUGGGUCAAUAGCAAGUCCAAUUGGGUCAUACUUGUUAAGUGUGAGGGUUGCUGGUCAUCUCUAUGACAAAGAAGCCCUAAAGCAAAUGGCAGCAUUAGGGUUAAAGAGGAAGCCAGGGGAGGAGUUGAAUUGCAAUGGAAGUGAAUGCUACAAAUUGGCUUUCAUUAUAAUCACUGCUGUUAGCCUCUUAGGGGCACUUGUGUCUUUAACUUUGGUGAUAAGGACUAGAGAGUUUUAUAAAGGUGACAUAUACAAGAAGUUCAGAGAGGAAGCUAGAAAUAAUGAAAAUGAAUUGGUUGUGACUCAGAACAAGGUUGGACCUGCUUCAAAUGAUGAUGCAUAGAUAGAUAUCUUUGGUAAGGAAAUGGUAGAUACUUAAGAAUUGGAAAAUAUAUAGUAUAGGUUCGUGCAAUCUUAUGCUUUCUUUUCAAUGUAAAAGUAGGGAUCCACUUUUGAGAUAUUUAUUACAUAUAUAUGGAUGGUAUAUGUGAGAUUAAUAAAUAAACAAUUACUCUCUUUCGUCU